UUGUCACCAUGUCACUAGUACCCUCAUUACUCACUUUUAUUUUAGUCAAACUAACAUUUAAAAUAAAAAAAUCUAAAAAUUAUUUGAUAGUCUUUAAAAUAUACAAUGAUUUGCAAUAUAACAUUAAAUAUUUUUUGCAACCAUUUACACAAUGGUUUUAAAACACGUAAAGUAUAUGAUAUGAAAAUUGGAAUUAUUGGAGCUGGAGCAGCAGGUCUAGCAGCACUGAGGCAUAGUAGAGACGCCCAUCAUGAUUGCGAGAUCUUUGAAAAAACAGGUUUAAUAGGUGGGACAUGGAAUUAUACAGAUAGAACUGGAAAGGAUGAAUUUGGAUUGCCUAUUCAUACAGCUAUGUACAAAGGUUUAAGGACAAAUAUUCCUAAAGAAAUAAUGCAAUUCGAAGACUUUGCAUUUCAAACACCCGAAGAUUCCUAUGUCAAACAAUCGGAUGUUUUAAAGUACAUCAAUGAUUUCGCAACACAUUUUAAUUUGCUACCUCACAUUAAGUUUUUCAAGAAUAUAACCAAAAUCUGCCCACUUGAAAAAGGACGUUGGUCCGUGGAGGUAAGAGAUCUUAAAUUAAAAUCAUUAGAGAUCAAAGAAUUUGAUGCUAUUUUUGUCUGUGUUGGAAAUUACUCAGUUCCUUCGAUGCCGACAUUUCCAGGAAUAGAAAACUUUCAAGGAACGGCAAUUCACAGUUGUUGCUUCCGAAAUGCAGACAAUUUCAAAAAUCGAAAAGUACUGAUUGUAGGCUCUGGUCCAUCUGGAAGAGAUAUUGCUACACUAAUACAAGAAGUUUCUGAAAACGUAAUUCUUUGUCACAGGAGUCCUCUGAAUCCAAAGGAUAUGAUACCAACGAACAUUAAGAAGAAACCUGAAAUUCAGAAAUUUAAGGAGCACUCGGUUGUAUUUAAAGAUGGAUCAGAAGAAAUUAUUGAUGACGUGAUAUUUUGCACUGGUUAUCUCUACUCGUAUCCAUUUCUUUCAAACGAUUGCGAAAUCAAAAUCGAAAAUAGAUGGGUGAAAUAUCUGUACAAACAAGUUAUCAACAUAAAUCACCCGACAAUGGCAUUUAUUGGUGUUCCUUUUGGAAUAUUUCCGUUUGUUAUUUUUGGAGUUCAGAUUCGGUUCUUUCUGGCAUAUUUGGCAGGAAAACUGUUAAAAAGCAAAGAAAAAAUGAUGGAAGAUCUCUUAAUCUACAUGAAUAAAAGAAAAGAGCUAGGAAUACCAGAUACCAAGGCGCAUUUUUUAGGUGUUACACAGGGUGAAUACAUGGAUGAUUUAGCAGAAACAGCUAAUAUUAAGAAAGUGCCUGACGUUUUUAUAAAGAUAUAUAAAUACGUACAUGGAGAAGGAAAAGGAAACAGAAAUUUGUCGUUUAAAAUAAUUAAUAACAACGAAUUUAAAAUAGUAAAUCAAAAUGCAGAACUUUUGUAAAAUUAAGAAAUAAAGAUAUAAUUACGUUUUAA
This is a messenger RNA of Psylliodes chrysocephalus, 1469 nucleotides long. The record is from the annotation of a GenBank genome assembly. Lineage: Eukaryota; Metazoa; Arthropoda; Insecta; Coleoptera; Chrysomelidae.